AUGCAGAAACGCGAUGAUUCAUGGACUCAUAUCUUUUCAACAGACUACAUCGACGUGAUGUUGAUGAAGAAACGGAUAUUCAAAAGUGGUCUUCCUGAAGAUCUUAAUAUGCGUUCACAAGUCUGGAAAUUAUUAUUAGGAUAUUACACCCCUUUGAAGAACGACUGGCAAGUUAUCGACGAGAACUGUCUUCGGCAAUACACAAAGUACGUGAGAGAAAUAUACCCCAACGUGUCUUCAGAGAGUUUAGACAAAGUUUUUGAAGCGACUUGGCAAACAAAGUAUGCCACAAAUGUUUUUGAAAACACAAUUUCCACAUUUAAUUUAAACGAUGAUGAAACAAAAAGAAUGCGAACUAUCGAAAAGGAUAUCAUUCGCACAGUCAUAGGCGCUCCCUAUAAUCGCGACGAGCCAAUUCGUCAUGAUUUAGCAUUUCGUCGUAUUUUAUUUAUCUUAUCUCUUGUUAAUGGGGGUGUUUCUUAUGUUCAAGGUAUGAACAAUAUCUGUAACGUGUUUUACACCCAAUUUGCUUCAUCUCAAGACAAACCUGAUUAUAAAAAAGUCGAGGCGGAGACGUUUGGGUGUAUGUUUAUGUUAAUUGACCAAAUGCGGAUGUGGUUUCUCCCAUCGUUUGAUAAUCAGAAAAAUGGGAUUAAAGACUCGAUGAGUCAAAUUGAACGCGUUCUAACUAAAACUGACAAACAAUAUGCCGAUAAGCUGAAAAGCAUUGGGGUUGGCCCAGAACUCUUUGUCUUUCGGUGGUUGACACUGUUGUGUUGUAUGGAGUUCCCGUUGAGCGAGACACUCCGCUACUGGGACUUUUUCUUCUUGGACCUUGACAACUUCCCGUUGGUCAAAGCCACUUGUGUGGGGAUCCUUUUAGUGCUCAAGAAAGAUUUGCUGGGUUUAAAUUUCUCGCAGACCCUCUCAUUCCUUCAAAAUCUCCCCAAGAUCGAGUUUGGAAAAGUGAUGAAAAAAACUAAACAAAUCUUAAAAAAAGCUAAAUACCACAUCCGCCCGUUCUCCCAAUCACAAUCUUCUUCCUUUCUCAGAAUUCAAUUAACUUCCCAAUCUCCCGAAAAAUUGGAGAGCGAGACCUCUGAAAUGUUCUCUUGCUCGUCUAAAACAGAAAUCGGAAAAAGUACAAAAGAGAGCGACUCACAAUCGGCGGCAAGUGAAAUGACAAGAUCAACAAAAGUCAGAAUCGACAAGUCAAAACGAAAAGCAAUCAAUUUCAAACUGAAAAAAACUCUUUUCGAUUUCGAAAAUUGA
Molecule: messenger RNA, 1272 nt
Organism: Entamoeba invadens IP1
Lineage: Eukaryota; Evosea; Mastigamoebida; Endamoebidae
Exons: 2
Coding region: 1-1272 (423 amino acids)
Biological process (GO): intracellular protein transport; activation of GTPase activity
Molecular function (GO): GTPase activator activity
Source: RefSeq, a predicted model, not a curated record